Molecule: messenger RNA, 844 nt
Organism: Vigna unguiculata (cowpea)
Lineage: Eukaryota; Viridiplantae; Streptophyta; Magnoliopsida; Fabales; Fabaceae
Product: pectinesterase inhibitor 9-like
Biological process (GO): negative regulation of catalytic activity
Molecular function (GO): enzyme inhibitor activity
Source: RefSeq, a predicted model, not a curated record
ACCUUUCAAAUCUCUCUUCUAUUAACCUAAAGCUAAACAAAAAGCUUCACUUUUCACAUGGCACAACUCAACCUCACCUUUUUGCUUGUGAUCUUCCUCUCUUUCUUCUUCUCAUUUCUUGCAGCCCCAGUUGAGCCAUCAUCAUUGACAAGUCACAGAAACCCUAACCCUAAAACAAUGACCUACAUAGAGUCCUCUUGCAAAGGCACCCUCUACCCUAAUCUCUGCGUCCGUUGUCUUUCCCAAUAUGCAAAAUCCCCCUUGAAUGGCCCACAACACUUGGCACAGUAUGCCCUAUCAGUGAGCCUCUCUAGGGCACUGCACACAAAAGGGUACCUUCUGGAAGUGGCAAAGGAGCUCCAAGCCAUCAAGAGCAACAAAAGAGAGUACCUAACAGUGCAAGAUUGUGUGAACCAGAUCAGUGAUAGUGUGGAACAAAUUAGCCAAGCCAUGAAAGAACUUCGUAGCUUCAACAAACAGGACUCAAGCAUGAAUGAUAACAUGUUGUGGCACAUAAGCAAUGUUGAGACAUGGAUGAGCACAGCUUUGACAGAUGCUAGUAGUUGUGUGUACUCUUUUCCUGGGAAUAGAAUGAGUAAGAGAGUGGCUGCUAUUAAGGUUAAGGCCAAGAAUGUUGCAGAAGUUACAAGUAAUGCUCUUUUCUUGUUCCAUAGAUAUGCAUCUACAUACCAGAAAGCAGCAACUAAAAUCAGCAAGAAGCCCUAGAAGCUAAUGAUCACAGGCUAUUACCCUCCACUGUUUGUUCAUGUACAUGUUUUUUCUUUGGAUGGGUUAUCAUCCUUAUUAAAUUUUAUGUAAUUAAUCUACACUAUUAUAUCAUCUA